GGGCAGUGGUAGUUGGGUAGUGGUGGGCAGGACAGAGAGAGGGUAUCAAGAGAGAGGCAGCAGUCAGUACCCAGCCAGCACUGGCAGUCUGGUACGAGUUUCAACCUCGGAUAACACCGUGAUAUCACUGGCAGUGUACAGGUGUACAGUAAACCACAGGACUCUACAAAAUGAUGAUGUGUAACCAGAGGACAUCCUACGCCCGCAUCAGCUACCAGUCUAUCGGCGAGAGGUCUAUCAAUAGACAGGAUUGUUGCAGCUCCAUCCUGCCCCGUGGUUUGAAAGUUGAGCUGUUAUUGUGCAUCUAUGUUGUGAUCUACUGGGCAUACCUGUUCGUGGGGGCCCUCCUCUUCUCUCGAAUUGAGGGCCCCUUAGAGAUGGCCAAUAUUAAGAAAAUUAGGAAUCUGAGAAAUGAUUUUCUUAAGUCACAUUCCUGUGUGGCAGAUUCCGACCUGGAGGAGCUCAUAGUGGAAAUAAUCAGCGCCAACAACCGUGGUGUGUCUGCUGCCAAGAACGUCACUAGUGAACCUAACUGGUCGUUUGGACAGAGUUUCUUCUUCUCCAGCACCAUCGUAACUACCAUAGGUUACGGUACGUUCAUUUCCUCUCUCGAAGGCGGCAAGAUCUUCUGCAUCAUCUACGUUUAUAAUAGGGAUCCCAUGACGUUCAUCCUGUUGACUGCCCUGGUGGAGAGACCCCUGGUACCCGCUACCUGGCUGAAGUUUGAAAAAUCUGGCAAACUAGAGCAUAUAUUUCAGCCGUUCAACAUACGUGUGUUCCAUCUAGCCAUCAUUGGGACAGUCUCCUUUGUCCUCUUCAUGGUGUUCCCAUCACUAAUCUUUGCCAAGCUGGAACCAGGCUGGGACUUCCUAGACUCCCUCUACUACUGUUUCAUCUCCCUCACUACUAUUGGUCUGGGGGACUACAUACCCGGAGAUGCACAAGACCAGCCCAUGAGACCGCUUUACAAAGUUUGCAUCACAGGUUACCUACUGCUGGGACUGACUUUUGUGAUGCUCAUCCUUCACCUCUAUAAUGACAUCCCCCAGUUGAACCUGGGACUCUUCCUCCUAAGGGGUUCAGAAACCUCCCCAGGUGACCCUGAACGCAUGAGGCUCAGUGGAACAGGGGGCAUCACGCCAAAGUAUACACAGGUAAGUGCUGGAGUGAAUGGAGACGAAUGGUACUUGGGACCUGACGAUCUGUUGGAGUGUGAGCAGGGUAAUAUUUAGUGAAGGGAUUCAGGGAAACCGGUUAUUUUCAUAUAGUCGGACUUGAGUCCUGGAAAUGGGAAGUACAAUGCCUGCACUUUAAAGGAGGGGUUUGGGAUAUUGGCAGUUUGGAGGGAUAUGUUGUGUAUCUUUAUAUGUGUAUGCUUCUAGACUGUUGUAUUCUGAGCACCUCUGCAAAAACAGUGAU
Molecule: messenger RNA, 1419 nt
Organism: Cherax quadricarinatus
Lineage: Eukaryota; Metazoa; Arthropoda; Malacostraca; Decapoda; Parastacidae
Source: RefSeq, a predicted model, not a curated record